UCAGCCAUUUCCUACACUGAUCCAUUGCCAGCGUCUCUCUGCGAGGAUACAGGACGCCCCGUCUGGCCUCAUCAGCUUCAUCCGCCCCGGGCUUAGGUGAAAAACAGCAGCCGAUCCUGCCGCAGCAGACCGUGUUUUCGGGUGGAUGAGACACAGUCUAGAGGGUCGCUCUUGCACCCACUAGACCCCCGCUCCCCCCUCCCUCCUCCUCCACCCCCCCAGCUUGGCCCCUCUUGAGACAGAAAGCGGGACAAGUCACAACCACAGCCAUGGCUCUGAAGAUUGUCAAAGGGAGCAUCGAUCGGAUGUUCGAUAAAAAUCUGCAGGAUUUAGUACGUGGCAUUAGGAAUCACAAGGAAGAUGAGGCCAAGUACAUCUCCACAUGCAUCGAUGAGAUCAAACAGGAGCUCAAGCAGGACAACAUUGCCGUCAAAGCCAAUGCAGUGUGCAAGCUCACCUACCUUCAGAUGCUGGGCUAUGAUGUCAGCUGGGCCGCUUUCAACAUUGUUGAAGUCAUGAGCUCCUCCAAGUUUACAUACAAGAGGAUUGGCUACCUGGCGGCCUCACAGUGCUUUCAUGAGAGCACUGAUGUCAUCAUGCUGACAACCAAUCAGAUCCGGAAGGAUCUCAGCAGUCCCAACCAGUAUGACACAGGUGUUGCUCUGACUGGCCUCUCUUGUUUUGUGACCCCUGAUCUGGCUCGGGACCUGGCCAAUGACAUCAUGACACUGAUGUCUCACACUAAACCCUACAUUAGAAAGAAAGCGGUGCUGAUCAUGUACAAGGUGUUUUUGAAGUACCCGGAGUCUCUGCGCCCAGCUUUCCCCAGGCUGAAGGAGAAACUGGAGGAUCCAGACCCAGGUGUCCAGUCUGCGGCAGUAAAUGUUAUCUGUGAGCUGGCUCGGAGAAAUCCCAAAAACUACCUGUCUCUUGCCCCUCUCUUUUUCAAACUCAUGACCUCCUCCACUAAUAACUGGGUUCUCAUUAAGAUCAUCAAGCUGUUUGGUGCUCUCACACCUCUUGAGCCUCGGUUGGGAAAGAAACUGAUUGAACCUCUUACUAAUCUUAUCCACAGUACCUCUGCCAUGUCUCUGCUGUAUGAAUGUGUCAACACUGUUAUUGCAGUGUUGAUUUCCUUGUCGUCCGGGAUGCCUAACCACAGUGCUAGUAUCCAGCUCUGUGUGCAGAAACUGCGAAUCCUGAUAGAAGACUCGGACCAGAACUUGAAGUACCUGGGCCUGUUGGCAAUGUCAAAGAUCCUGAAGACCCACCCCAAGUCAGUGCAGUCUCACAAAGAUCUCAUCCUCCAGUGUCUAGAUGAUAAGGACGAGUCGAUCCGCCUGAGAGCUCUGGACCUGCUCUACGGCAUGGUCUCCAAGAAGAACUUGAUGGAAAUUGUAAAGAAGCUUAUGCUGCAUGUGGACAAAGCAGAAGGAACCACCUACAGAGAUGAACUUCUCACCAAGAUCAUCGACAUCUGCAGCCAGAGCAACUACCAGUACAUUACCAACUUUGAAUGGUACAUCAGUAUCCUGGUGGAGCUGACUCGACUAGAGGGCACGCGCCAUGGCCACCUCAUUGCCUCUCAGAUGCUGGAUGUUGCUAUUCGGGUCAAAGCUAUCCGAGUCUUUGCUGUUGCCCAGAUGGCCACUCUGCUGGACAAUGCCCACCUGUUGACGGGCAACGUGCAGCGAAAGGGUAUCUGUGAAGUGUUGUAUGCUGCAGCCUGGAUCUGCGGGGAAUUCUCAGAACACCUGGAGAACCCGAUGCAGACGCUAGAGGCCAUGCUGCGACCGAAGGUGGCCACCCUACCCGGUCACAUACAGGCAGUUUACGUGCAGAAUGCAGCCAAGCUGUUUGCCACUGUGCUGAAGAGCCAGGAGGGCAACACGGAAGGCACAGCAGCACAAGAAACCAGCCAGCUAAUGAUAGACAGGCUGCCACUGUUUGUACAGAGCGCCAACCUGGAAGUGCAGGAAAGGGCGUCUUGCAUCUUGCAGCUGGUCAAGUACAUCCAGAAACUUCAACAGAAGGAUGUAGAAGUAGCAGAAGAGGUCUGCGCUCUGUUUGCUGGAGAACUCAACCCUGUGGCCCCUAAGGCACAGAAGAAAGUGCCUGUUCCUGAAGGCCUGGACUUGGAUGCAUGGAUCAAUGAACCUCCAUCUGAAAGUGAGUCUGAGGACGAGCAGCCCAGGGCUAUUUUUGCCAAGGAGGAGCCCAAACACUCCCGCCCCCGCCACACAGAGGUGGAUGAGAAGGAGCUGGCAAGGAGGAGAGAAGCAAGAAAGCAGGAGCAAGCCAACAAUCCUUUCUACAUCAAAGCCUCGCCGUCCUCUCAAAAGGUGUACCAGGAAGCCCCUGGCGUGGAGCACAUCCCAGUUGUGCAGAUCGACCUCAGUGUGCCUCUCAAAGUUCCAGGUCUGCCUAUGUCUGACCAGUAUGUGAAACUGGAGGAGGAGCGUCGGCAGAAAGAGAGAGCGGAGAAGAAGAAGAAGGACAAGAAGAAGAGGAAAGAAAAGCGCAGCGGACGAGGGAAGAAACAUGAUUCAGGCCCAGAGAGCGAGGAGGACAUCACGCCUGCGCACAUGGUCGACAUAGUUACCGAAGAGAUGCCAGAGAAUGCCUUACCCAGUGAUGAUGAUGAAAAAGACCCUAAUGACCCUCAUAAAGCUCUGGAUAUCGACCUGGACAGGCCACUUGCAGACAGUGAGAAGCUCCCGGUCAGGUCACACCGGGCAGCAGAAGCCCUAAAAAGCCCAGCAGAAGACGGCGAGGCAGAGAGUGCUGCUCCACCGGAGCUGAAGAAGAAGAGCAGCAAGGACAAGAGAGAGAAGAAGAAGGAUAAAGACAGGGAUCGGAAGAAGAGCAAAGAGGAGAAGAAGAAGAAGAAACACAAACAUGAAGAAAAGGAGGAGGAUCUUCUCGGGGGUCAGGCAGAUGAGCCUGUGGUCCAACCAGAAGAAACCAGUGAGGUGGCUGCACUGCCCAGCUCCACAAGUGCUGAGGUUUCGGAUCUGGAUUUCUGGCUCUCAAACGCUCCAGUGCCCUCUAAUACCCAGGAAGCAGCAACAGUAGCAGAAGCAGCCCCCGUGCCUGAGGCGGCCUCAUGCACCGCGCCAGACUCUGAGCCUGAUGAGCCCAAAGACACAGAGCUGGAGGAGACUAAGUCCUCCAAACACAAGAAGAAGAAGCAGAAAAAGGAGAAGGAAGAGAAGGAGAAGAAAAAGAAGAAGAAGCAUCAUCACCAUCACCACCACAGUGAUGGAGGGGCAGAGGAGUCGGUGCAGAAUGGCACUGUGGAGGAGGAGGAGCCGCUGCCGCCUAUGUCCAAUUACUGCCUGCUGGCUGAGAACUCCUACAUCAAGAUGAUGAUGGAGGAUGCUGAUCAGGUGAACGACAUCCAGGGAAACCUGCAGGAUGGCAGUCAGGUGGUGGUGUCAGUUAUAUUUGAAAACAAGUGUGAAAGCUUCCUCAAAUCCAUGGAGUUCAAUGUCCUGGACUCUCUCAACUGUAAGCUGCAGAGGCCAGAGGGGUCAGGGCCACAUGACGGCCUCACUGUCCCCUUCCAACUUCCACCUGGGGUGUCCAACGAGGCUCGUUUUGUCUUCACUGUGCAGAGCAUCGUAAUGCCACAGAAACUUAAGGGAACCCUCACCUUUAUAGUAAAGAAUGAGGACUCCUCCACUCAUGAGAAACUGGACUUUAAACUGCACUUUACCUGCACCUCCUACCUAAUCACUACUCCUUGCUACAGUGAUGCGUUUGCGAAGCUGCUGGAGUCGGGCGACCUGAAGGGCAGCUCUGUCAGACUGGAGGGAGUCAACAUGCCCUUCCACCACCUACUGGCUAGGAUCUGCUUCCACCACCAUUUCUCUGUUGUGGAGAGGAUCGACUCCUGUGCCUCCAUGUACAGCAGGUCUAUCCAGGGUCAUCAUGUCUGUCUGCUGGUCAAAACUUCUGAUCAGACAGUGUCCAUUGAUGCUAAAUGUGACGAGCCGACGCUGCUUGGGAAUGUGCUAGAUGAGAUCAAGCAGACCUUCUCUCAGUGCUGAUUGUGUCGACAGCCCCAGGGUGCCCCCCCCUCGACCCCUUCCAUGCCACUCCCUCCCUGGCUGAAAAGCAACAUAAUCAUGUUAUGAAACAAUGCGGCUGGCACUUCCAGUAUCGCCCUAUUUAUUAGUCCUCAGAUUCGCAAGAUUUCUUUCCCUCCUUCCCCUCUUCUUCACUGUCGCCACAUUCCUGUUCCUCUGCACUCUGAGCUCUGUGGUCACUCUUGAUGUUGUUUUACAGACUCACUGUGUACAUUCACCAUCCUCUCUGCAAAGCAGCUUAAAUUUGACUUCCUCGUUUCCAAACCUCAGCAAGCCACCCUGUUCCUCCCCGACUGUGACUCUAUACUGAGCUCCUGUUUCUGGAUGCUCUGCUUACUCUGCUCUUUGCUGUGCAGCUCUCUCUGCCCUCCACUCUGUUGGCAAUUCAGUCUGUGACAGUCGUGUAAUGUAAUGUUGACAACUGGACUUUUGCUGUUUAUGGUUGAAUUGUGUUUUUACUGUUGAAGGUUUUUUUUUUGUCUUUGGUUUGUAUUUUGUUGUUUUGUCUUCUUUUUUUUUUGUUGUCUGAAACCUAUCUGCGCCUUCAUCUCGCCCCCUUCUUUUCACUCACUUGCCAUCAGUCGGCGUGCUGCUGGUCUGUGUUAGCCUGGAAACUUUAGACUGACUCUUUCUCAGACUGGUCCUAGCUGGAAAAAUGGAGACUCUUAACAUGCUUACCCACCACUGACCGGGUGCUUGGAGAUGACCUGACACUGAGCAACUGCAGUUAGCACAGUGCUGAGAUGAAACCAAAACUACAUAUAAGGCAUGGGUUUGAGACUUCUUUCCAAGCCGUUGCCCCAUUUGCCUCCUGGCAGGGCUCAGAGCAGAUCUUCUAGUGUAAGUUGAACAGAAUCCUUAUGUGGCGCUACGGGUGAUUUCUACAGUAGAUCAGUGUUUUGCUCUGUGCCUUAGCCGUGCGGUCUGAUCUACUCCAGCUCAUCAUGAGUCUUGUUAGAGCCCCUCUUCCCUCCCCUGAAUAUACACUCCCUGAUCAACUCAGCUAAGCUGCAUUUUGACACGCCUGUAAUAAAUGCCCUACAUAUCAUUCCUUUCAUGAGUCAAAGAAUUUAAAAACAGGAGUAUGAAAAUGAUUGAAUCAAUGAACCUCUGGCACUUGAGGGAAGGUUUUACACUGUAAUUUAAUAUUACUAUUUCACCGUGGGACAGUUUUCUGUCAGGGCUGUGUCACUUUUUGUGAGCACCAUCUCAAAUGGUUUGAUUGUACAGCAGUUGUUAUAUUAAAAAGAUACUAUUAUCUCUCCAGGAUGAGCCAGUCGAAGGCUUCGUUUGUACGAUCAAAUGACAAAUUUAAGGACAUAAGGCAGCAUAAAAAGAGCUGCCCAUGUUACGUGACUGUCCUGCCUCCUAUUGAAUCAUAAGAACAAGCCAGUGUGAAAGGAUGACUAAUGUUACACUCUGAACCUGUCUUUAUGUUAAAAACCGCUCUGCAUAUCAGGGUUCUGAAGUUGUUCUCUCAGUUAACACGGAGACAAUUAAAUGGUCAGUGAUUUAAGGUUCUCUUAAUCAGUUAUAGGCGAUGUGGCUUCCACUAUACCGAAGCAUCACUCUGUACUUUACGUUAAAUCAUGCGAAGCAUUUACGCCUGUGCCACUCCACAAGUAGCUUUACCCGUGCUGGCAUGAACCCAGAUUAACCCCAGUGUUCCCUUUCCCUCAAAAAAACUGCCUUACCUUUUUUUUUUUUUUUUUUUUUUGUGCUUUGACAUGUUACGAUGAGCAUAAAUGGCCAUUUUUUGUAAACAAAUGGCCUCAUCGCAGAAGUCUGAGGUACUUGAUGUUAUAGUUUGUUUCUUUCAUGUCUUAGGACAUUACCCGGUCCAGCACGACUUAACCUAGUAGUAGCAAGAUUAAAACUGACUUGGUAGCGUCUCUGAUCAUAUUUUCUGGUAAGGCCAUCUUUACAUCUGUCUGCUAUUGUAGAUAACUAUGAUAAUGAUGUCUGUGACUUGAACACCAGGUCAGCCAUUCCAUAAGAUCUUCUUUCCAGUAGUAGAGUUUAAAUGAAGAGGUGAUGAGCUGUAUUUCAGGAAUGUCAACAGAAAAUAUGUAUGUAUCCCCUGUUCCUGAAAAUUACUGAUAAGUGAAACUGAAAAAAAACCUGACUUCCCUAAUCAUACAUUGUCCUAAUUCUGAUCUUUUUACCUGUGCAUAAAAUUGAUUAAAAUUUGUAUAUUGCAUGAUUAGGAAUGUACACUUUUUAUUUCCCUAUUUUCUGUUCCAUUGACAAUGCUUACACAAACAAGAACUUGUCAUUCCAUUUGUUCUAUUUCUUUAUUUUUUUUAAUGAAGUUUACUUGACCAUUCUUUAUUUUUGAUGGUAUUGUGUUUUUAACUAUUCUGAGUUUAAACAAUAUACAACAGAUAUUAUUGAAUGUUUUAAAUUAUUUUCACAGAGGAAGGAAGGGUGUUCUCUUAAGUGUCAUGACACUGAGGGCAUGGGGCUCCAAAAAAUAUCAUUUGGGUAGAACAGACUAUGUGACGCAGUGUACUGAGAGGCAACCCACUCUGUCUUAAUUCUUGGUUCAGUUGUAGUGAUUUAUUUUACCAAGUUUGACUUGUGACAUUGAAAUAUACUCUCAUAUGAUUCUGAGUCUGAAGGUCCGGUCUUUUUAUUUCUCCAUAUUCAAUUAUCAAACUGUACAAUGUAAAAUGUUUCAAAGAGGACAACAUAAGAUAUCUACAUUCCCUUUGAAGAAAGUCCACUGAAUCAAAAAUAAAGGCUAAAAGCAGC
Molecule: messenger RNA, 6845 nt
Organism: Labrus bergylta (ballan wrasse)
Lineage: Eukaryota; Metazoa; Chordata; Actinopteri; Labriformes; Labridae
Gene: ap3d1
Product: adaptor related protein complex 3 subunit delta 1
Biological process (GO): neurotransmitter receptor transport, postsynaptic endosome to lysosome; Golgi to vacuole transport; anterograde synaptic vesicle transport
Cellular component (GO): AP-3 adaptor complex; presynaptic endosome; membrane coat
Source: RefSeq, a predicted model, not a curated record